Boleophthalmus pectinirostris (great blue-spotted mudskipper) is the source of this 3529-nucleotide messenger RNA. It is a transcript of the gene slc6a2, whose product is annotated as solute carrier family 6 member 2. Gene Ontology annotation, biological process: sodium ion transmembrane transport; dopamine uptake involved in synaptic transmission. Gene Ontology annotation, molecular function: norepinephrine:sodium symporter activity; dopamine:sodium symporter activity. The record is from RefSeq and is a predicted model, not a curated record. Lineage: Eukaryota; Metazoa; Chordata; Actinopteri; Gobiiformes; Gobiidae. Gene Ontology annotation, cellular component: neuronal cell body membrane; presynaptic membrane; neuron projection.
GUUAAUCUUCUUUUCUCUACAACCAAUAUGCACAGAUGUGUGACCAGUAGUUCCCGGGGACAGUACUGGCCUAUUUAGUUUUUUAAAACAAACUCUUGGCGUCCUUUUUGUUCAGACGCAGCGGCUCAAACCAUCAGCUCCUCCGCAGGGGGCCAACACGCAGUGUGGGCACUCCGACGCACUUCUCACCAAGAGAAGAUGAAUAUCCAAGUCGUGCCAGAACACAAGCUCUCUUCAGUGGCUCCGCUUAAGCAAUGCAACGUGGAGAAGAAGGAGGUAGAACUGAUACUCGUCAAGGACCAGAAUGGCGUGCAGUACACCAGCUCGUCCAUCAUGCCCGCCACUGGACGCCGGGCAGGUCCACCCGGUUCCUCCGAAGAUGACCGAGAAACAUGGGGCAAGAAAAUAGACUUUCUCCUGUCAGUGAUUGGUUUUGCAGUAGACUUGGCCAAUGUUUGGAGAUUUCCUUACUUGUGCUACAAAAAUGGAGGAGGUGCCUUUUUGAUCCCUUAUGUCCUAUUUUUGUUCAUUGCGGGGAUGCCAUUGUUCUAUAUGGAACUUGCCCUGGGCCAGUUCAACAGGGAAGGAGCAGCCACAGUUUGGAAGAUCUGUCCUGUUUUCAAAGGUGUGGGAUACACAGUGAUCCUCAUAGCUCUGUAUGUGGGCUUCUACUACAAUGUCAUCAUCGCCUGGUCACUGCACUACCUGUUCUCCUCCAUGACAAGCGAACUGCCCUGGCUCAAGUGCGGUAACAGCUGGAACAGUCCCAACUGCACUGACCCCCAGGACAUCAGUAGCUCUGUCCUCGGCAACGGGACAUCCUACGCCAAGUACAAGCUCACCCCAGCAGCGGAGUACUAUGAACGGGGUGUGUUGCACCUCCAUGAGAGCAGAGGGAUCCAUGACCUGGGCAUGCCUCGAUGGGAUCUGUCCUUGUGUCUCAUUUCAGUACUUUUCAUUCUGUUCUUCAGUCUGUGGAAAGGCGUCAAGUCAUCAGGGAAGGUGGUAUACAUUACUGCCACUAUGCCCUAUGUGGUGCUGUUUGUGCUGCUGAUCCGUGGGGUCACUCUACCAGGCUCUAUGGAUGGAAUAAGAGCCUAUCUCCACAUUGACUUUAAAAGACUCAACAACUUAGAGGUAUGGAUAGAUGCUGCUACCCAGAUCUUCUACUCCUUAGGAGCAGGAUUUGGCGUGCUCAUUGCAUUUGCGAGUUACAACAAAUUUGACAAUAACUGCUACAGGGAUGCCCUUCUGACGCACAGCACUGUGAACUGUGUUACCAGUUUCUUCUCUGGGUUCGCUAUUUUCUCAGUACUGGGCUACAUGGCUCACAAACAUGGAGUGAAUAUAGAAGAUGUAGCUACUGAAGGGGCAGGUUUGGUAUUCAUCAUCUACCCAGAAGCAAUAUCCACACUGCCUGGCUCGACAUUUUGGGCCAUAGUCUUCUUCAUCAUGUUGCUGACUUUGGGCCUUGACAGUGCUAUGGGUGGCAUGGAGGCCGUCAUCACAGGUCUGACCGAUGACUUUAAGAUUCUCAAGAGGAAUAGGAAGGCAUUCACCUUUGCUACAGCAUUUGGGACCUUUCUUAUUGCUUUGUGCUGUAUAACAAAUGGUGGAAUCUAUGUGUUGACUCUGCUAGAUAAGUACGCAGCUGGGACAUCCAUACUGUUUGGUGUGCUGAUUGAGGCUAUCGGAGUGUCAUGGUUUUAUGGUGUGGACCGGUUCAGUGAUGAUAUUGAGCAAAUGAUGGGCUUUAAGCCAGGCCUAUACUGGAGACUAUGCUGGAAAUAUGUUAGCCCUGCUUUCCUGCUGUUUGUUGUGAUAGCCAGCACCGUUACAGCAACAAGCCUCAAGUAUGAUGAGUAUGUCUUCCCUCACUGGUCUAACGUCAUGGGCUGGGCCAUCGCCAUGUCCUCCAUGCUUUUUGUUCCUGUUUACGCCAUAUAUAAAUUCUGUAGUCUACAAGGAAGUUUCAAAGAGCGAAUAGCCUAUUGCAUCACACCAGAGCAAGAUUACCACAAAGUUGCAGAGGGGGACAUACGCCAGUUUAGACUGAAGCAUUGGUUAGCCAUUUAAAGGUCCAGGUAUAAAACAAGACUUAGGAUCCGCCCAUGCUGCCUGAGGUUGGAAAAGUACUAUAAUACUAAUUAUACUACAUCAUGUGUACUCAUUCUAGCUCUUACACAAAGCACACAAAUGGGGCAGCACAUAGAGAAAUGUUUUGAUUGUAUCUGCAGACAUGACUUUUUUUUGUACACAUUUUUUUAUUCAAGUAUUUUUAUUUUUUAUUAUUAUUAUAAUACAGGGUGAGAGUGCACAUAGUUAUAUUACAUAAUGUUUUGGAAGUUGUAUUAUUUAUUUAUUAUGCUACAGUGUAUUAUGAUGUUCUUGUUCUUGCCUGUAUUGGCAGAAUUUCUCAUCUGUGUUAGUGCCUUAUCAACCAAGACACUUCAUAUUUUACUGUACAAAAAGGAGAGACAGUUUAAAGUGUUGACUCAGGAACCCACUAAAUUCAGUGUGUAGACUGUUAUCUGUUGCUUUUCACAGGAGUGUAUGGCAGACAGUUGAAGAAAAAAAGUGCCAUGUUUACCUGGGUAUGUUUCUUGUUGGAACAAGACAAUGGUCACAUAAAGUUUUAGGAUAUUUUGUUUUUCAAGACAUUUUCCCCUGAAUGAUGCUGGUGUGAGAUGUAUUUCAUGAUACACUCCAGUAAUAUAACAUUUAAAAGCUCUUGUUCUAACAGAAACAUACUGUAUCAAGUUUAACUGGCAGCCAUCCUCUUGAGUUUGUUUUGACCCUGUCCAUGUCAUUCAAAUCUUAAAACAAGGGGUCAAGACCAGGGGAGGAGGAAAGGUUCUAGUCUGCCACAAUAUGUUAAAAGGGAAUUACAUCUACAAGCUUUAAAAUAACCAAGGAGGGCUUCUUUUCUGGAAAGUAAUCUAGAUUACAGUUAGACAUUAUUAGCUCUUUUGGCAAUUGCCAAUAAAUGACUGUUGCUACUGUUGUGAACUGAUUUUAGCCUUUACAUGUUUGUGUGGAAGAAUGUGUGUAUUCUGUCUAGUGUAUGGAGAGUAUUGUCAAAAUGUCAAAGUCAAAUCUGGUUCUUAUGUUAUUAACAUCCCAAGUCCUGGUAUGUGAGAGAAGGUAUUUCUCUUUUUUUUUUUUUUUUUUUUUACAAAAUGUAUUUAUUGUAAAAAGAUAAAUUUAAACCCCUAUUUGAAGGAAAUAAGCCACAGAGAAGUAAACUAAUAUAUGUGGACUAUAUAAGAAUCUAUAAAUAUAUUCUUUUGUUAUAUCUAAACAUACAGGCUAUUUAUCAAAUUGUUUAUAUCAAGACGUGAAUGUAAAGUAUUUUAGGCGUAGCUGUUUAUUGGUAUCACAUAGUGUUUGAUGUAUAAGAAGUAUAAGAUUCUCCUGUGUAACUCCUGGCUAUUUCAUCAAUUAAGAACUGUGACCAAUUACCACUUGGCUUUCCUGGACUAUGUUUACAGACAAUAUUGUGUACAAUACCCAUGUGACGUCCAGAGUG